UCAGAUCAGAUGAGUCCUUCAGCAGACGGAGGAGGAGGAGGAGAGACGAAGCUCAGUGGGAAUCGAACCGUCGACCUGCUCCAGACGUUCAGCUCAUCUUCAUUAACCAACAUCAGGAAGCUGCUGAGGACGACUGAGGAAGACGAGCAGUGUGGUCCUCUCAGGUGUGCAUCUCCAUGGCGACAGGCGUGUGUGUGUUGCUGAGCGUGUGGGUCGGUGUGUGCGCGGCGUUCAACCUCGACACGUCGUUCCCGCUGCUGAAGACGGGCGGAGACGGAAGUCUGUUCGGACUGUCUGUCGCUCUGCACCGAGACCUGAGGACAGACACUCACCUGCUAUUGGUCGGAGCUCCCAGGGAGAAGGCGGAGCCUAACGUUCCAGCCAAUCGAACAGGAGGAGUGUACAGCUGCCCGAUCACCGCUGACCAAUCAGAGUGCAGCAGGAUGCAGCUAAUAGACCCAGACCUGAAUCCGUCUGAGGACCUGAUUGAGGACAUGUGGUUGGGCGUCUCAGUAGCCAGUCAGGGCCGACCUGGGGGGAGGGUCCUGGCGUGCGGUCAUCGCUUCGUUAAACUCUACGGAGCGUUCAAACUCAGACACAUGAUUGGCCGCUGUUAUCUCCGUGGAAACGACCUGCAGUACAACGACACGGACUCUCACUGGCAGAAAACCGGCCAGCCCUGCAAUCACCUGGGUGAUGUCAGCAGUGAGGUCAUGUGUAACAUGGGGAUCUCUGCCUCCAUCACUCAGACUGAAGUGAUCGUCGGCUCACCUGGAAGCUACGAGUGGCAAGGAAACGUCCACGUGUCCUGGAUGAAUCCGGACGACGUCUACGACACCCAGAGGAGCUCCUUCCCCAACCUGCAGCGCCGCAACAUUUAUAUAGGAUAUUCGGUCACUCAGGCUCGUCGUCUUCUCUCUCAGGACGAUGAAACCAUAGUAACAGGAGCUCCUAAGGACAGUAAAGAGGACGCUCGUGGCUCGGUGCUGCUGGCCGUGAAGCGGUCUAAUAAACUGAUGACUCAGCAGACGCUGCGCGGCGAACAGAUGGGCUCCUACUUUGGCAACGCCGUGGCAACCGCCGACCUCAACAACGAUGGGUGGACCGACCUGCUGGUGGGCGCUCCUUUUUACUUCCAUCGUCAGCAGGAGGCGGGCGGGGCCGUGUACGUUUUCAUGAACGCAGGAGGUCGGUUGGAUUCUGGUCCCAGCGCGGUGCUGAGAGGACCGGCCGGGUCGGCGUUCGGUAUGGCUGUAGCUGCUGCCGGAGACCUGAACCAGGACGGCUUCCAGGACUUCGCAGUCGGAGCUCCUUUCCAUGAAACAGGAAGUGUGAUGAUCUGGACCGGGAGCAGCGAGGGGGUCUCUACAGAACCGAGCCAGGUGAUCCGGGGCAGCCGGGUCUCUGCUGGGUUCAGGACCUUCGGCUACUCUCUGUCUGGAGGUCUGGAUGUGGACGGGAACAGAUACCCGGACCUGCUGGUCGGAUCUCUGGACGACACCAUCGCUCUGCUCCGAACUCGUCCAGUCGUUCACCUCAACAGAACCAUCAGAGUUUCUCCAGACGUCGUCGACCCGAACAGCUGUGACUUCUGUAUCCAGGUGGAGGUGUGUUUCUCCUUCAUGUUCAGCACCGGAGUGAAGAGCGACAGAGACAACAUCACCGUCCACUUCACUGUCACCGCUGACGUCACCAGCCUCAAGCCCCGCCUCCGUUUCCGGGACAACGGGCAGAGCGUGUACUCCGGUUACCUGUCAAUGCCGAAAAAACAAUGUGAAACCCUGAGAGUGGGACUGCUGAGUCCGAUCCGAGACAAAGUGGAACCUCUGGUGUUCUCUCUGAACGUCUCUCUGUACGAGAAGCUUCCCAGGAAAAGAAACACCGUGCAGGACCUGAAACGCCUCCCUGUACUGAGCCAGACACCCCAACCCAUCGGAACCCAGAUCCACAUCCAGAAGGCCUGUGGUUCUGAUAACCGUUGCCAUAGUAAUCUGCAGAUGAUAGCCCAGUUCACGGAUGAGAACCAGAAACCCUUCACCAUGCAGAAGGGCAGUCAGGUGUUGUACUACGACGCCAGCAUUAACCGAGUGUUUCUGGAGGUAAACAUCAGCAACACACCGUCACUGGACCGACCUGCAGAGGAUGCUCACAAUGCCGUUUUAAACAUUAGCAUCCCACCAUCACUCGUAUACUCCGGAGUUCGAACGAAGGGUGACAUCCAGGUGGGGGUGGAGUGUUCUGUUGAGGACUCUGUUCUUCUGUGUGAGCUGGGGAACCCGUUCAAAAGCAACCAGAGGGUUCAGGUGUUGAUCAUAUUUCAGCCGUCUGAGAUCAGUUUAGACACCAGAGAGAUUCAGUCUCUGCUGCAGCUGUCAACGCUCAGUGAGCAGUCAGAUCUGUUUCCUGUCUCUGUCUCCAUGUUGGUGGAGUAUUCACUGCAGACAUCUCUCACUCUAAUCAGUCCGCCGGGCCCCGCCUCCUUCAGUGGUCAUGUGGUCGGUGAGUCAGCCAUGAAGAAGACGGAGGAUGUCGGCAGUCUGCUGCUCUUCACCUUCCAGGUGCACAUCAGCGGUAAGCCGCUGGGUCGCCUAGGUAACCUGCAGGUGGAGUUCGAUUGGCCAAGGGAGGUGUCCAAUGGGAAAUGGCUGCUGUACCUCACAGAGAUCCAAGUGAACGGCACAUCAGAGUCUCGCUGUGCUCCGCCCGGCAACAUCAUCAACCCGCUCAACCUCGUGCUGUCAAAGGAGGAGAAGAGUCUGGAGGAGGAGGUGAAGGAGAAGAAGAAGAGGAGUCUGGAGGAGGUGAAGAAGAAGAAGAAGGAGCAGAUAGAAGAAACUCUACCUGUCCUCCACCUGCAGGGACAGAAAAAGAAGUCCUACACUCUGGAUUGUGUGCACGGCGCUAACUGUGUGACGUUCGUCUGUCCACUCAACAACAUGAAGAACUCAGCGACUCUGACUGUCAGAGCCCGACUGUGGAACUCCACCAUGAUGGAGGACUACAGCGAUGCGAGGAGUGUGUUGGUCCGAGGCCGGGCAACUCUGAAGCUGCAGACCAACAAACCGACCGUCAACAUGGAGCCUCACAGCUCAGAGAUUGAAGUUUACAUUUAUCCGGACCCUGGGCAGCAGGUGGACUCCAGCGCCCCUCUGUGGAUCGUGGUGAUGUCUGUCCUGGCUGGAGUCUUACUGCUGGCUGUGAUCUGCCUGCUGCUCUGGAAGUGUGGUUUCUUCGUGCGGCGGAGGGCGUGGCGGGCUGCGGCGCUCCACCAGGGGAGGAUUCUGGGUAAAGACGAGCAGCAGCAACAGACGGACUGUGACGGUUUCCUGAUACAAGACCACGUCUCCUCGUCCAGAACCAGGAAGUCUCCCAAAAACUGGGUCACCUGGACUGAGACGCACUGAGGGGCUGAACCGGUCCAAACCAGACCAACACACCCUGAACCGGACCAAACCAGACCAACACACCCUGAACCGGACCAAACCAAACCACCACACCCUGAACUGGACCAGACCAAACCAGACCACCACACCCUGAACUGGACCAGACCAAACCAGACCAACACACCCUGAACUGGACCAGACCAAACCAAACCACCACACCCUGAACUGGACCAGACCAAACCAGACCAACACACCCUGAACCGGACCAAACCAAACCACCACACCCUGAACUGGACCAGACCAAACCAGACCAACACACCCUGAACCGGACCAAACCAGACCAACACACCCUGAACCAGACCAAACUAGACCACCACACCCUGAACCGGACCAAACCAGACCAACACACCCUGAACCAGACCAAACCAGACCACCACACCCUGAACCGGACCAAGCCAGACCAACACACCCUGAACCAGAACAACACACCCUGCACCGGACCAAACCAGAGCAACACACCCUGAACCAGACCAAACCAGACCAACACACCCUGAACCAGAACAACACACCCUGAACCGGACCAAACCAGACCAACACACCCUGAACCAGACCAAACCAGACCACCACACCCUGAACCGGACCAAACCAGACCAACGCACCCUGAACCAGACCAAACCAGACCAACACACCCUGAACCAGAACAACACACCCUGAACCGGACCAAACCAGACCAACACACCCUGAACCAGACCAAACCAGACCACCACACCCUGAACUGGACCAAACCAGACCAACACACCCUGAACCAGAACAACACACCCUUAACCGGACCAAACCAGACCAACACACCCUGAACUGGACCAAACCAGACCAACACACCCUGAACCGGACCAACACACUCUGAACCGGACCAAACCAGACCAACACACCCUGAACCGAACCAAACCAGACUAACACACCCUGAACCAGACCAAACCAGACCAACACACCCUGAACCGGACCGAACCAGACCAACACACCCUGAACCGGACCGAACCAGACCAACACACCCUGAACCGGACCAAACCAGACCAACACACUGCCAUCUAUUAGCUGCUGGACUGUGUGUGUGUGUGUGUGUGUGUGUGUGUGUGUGUGUGUGUGUGUGUUUCCAGCGGAUGUAAAUAUGAAUAAUUACCAGGUUUAUUAUGUUUAUAUAUUACCGUGUUGUUUAUUUUGUAUCUGUAUUUGUAGUUUUUAAUGUGUUUCUAUACCUGUGAACUGCGUUUCCCAGCAACCUCCUUGCCUCUGAAUGACAUUAAUACAGACGCCAUGUUGUCUGCUGUUCAUGUGUUUCUGGGAUUUGAGGUGUUUUAUUCAUAUAAACGUGUUUAGUCGGUAUUGAUCGUCACCGUGGAAACCAAACAGCGUGUCAGAUCAAUCAGACUGAUCAGUGAUCAGCAUUUAUAGAUAAAGGGCUCAAUAAUGAAUCCUGUAAGAACCGGUCGUGUCAGCAGAGGUCAGAGGAGGUCAGCGGAGCUCAGUGGAGGUCAGAGGAGGUCAGAGGAGGUCAGAUGAGGUCAGUGUCGACGGUUAUGUGUCUUAAUGUGUUCUGAUGAUGUCGUGUUUAAAUGCUGCCUUCAAGGGCUCCUCGUAAACUAAGAAAAAAACGCUUGUGUUGCUUUCAGGUGCUGAAGGAUCCUGUAACUGUUUAGUUGUAGGUUUAUUUUGGAAUCUACCAGCCGACUGUUAACGUAGACUCUUCUACACGCCUGUGUCCUCUCAAUGCCUUUUUUAUAGAGUUGUGAUAAUUCUGAAAGCACCUGAAGGCAGCGUCUGUUUGUGUGUUUACAUCAGGUGAACUGUGUGUGUGUGUGUGUGUGUGUGUGUGUGUGUGACAGCGUGUUUCCUGUUUGUUGACGAUAUUAAAGUAUUUUUUGAUA
Sebastes umbrosus (honeycomb rockfish) is the source of this 5305-nucleotide messenger RNA. RefSeq names its product integrin alpha-3-like. Gene Ontology annotation, biological process: integrin-mediated signaling pathway; cell adhesion mediated by integrin; cell-matrix adhesion. Bases 177 to 3404 code for a protein of 1075 amino acids. NCBI's taxonomy places the organism in Eukaryota, Metazoa, Chordata, Actinopteri, Perciformes, Sebastidae. Gene Ontology annotation, cellular component: integrin complex; external side of plasma membrane. The record is from RefSeq and is a predicted model, not a curated record. Gene Ontology annotation, molecular function: integrin binding. The transcript is spliced from 29 exons.